UAUCAAUGGAAGAAAGAAAAGGGAAACGAUCACAAAACUGGAGUAGUGGGGAAGAGGUGGCCCUAAUAGAGGGCGUCAAACAACGUGCGGACACGUUGUUUGGGCCUUUUAAAGGAAGUGGGGCGAGGGGGAAACAGAAGGAAUUACGGGAGAGGGAGUGGCAAUGCAUUGCCGACGCUCUGAACUCACAAUUUGAUAGCAAGAGAAGGGAUACACAAGGGGUGAAGAAGUAUUACAACAUCAAAUCAAGAAGCAAAGAGAAAUUAGAUGGAAUGAAGAGACCCAAAACUGGUGGAGGUCCACCACCCCCACCAUUUACUCCUGGAGAGGAGACAUUUCUUCAGCUCUCUAUUGGUGAACCACAUUUGGAAGGCCUGGAGGGAGGGAUAGACACAGAUGCUCCAACAACCAGUUCCAUCACAGUCCAACUCCCUGAAAAUCCCAAUAAGGAAAAUGUGGAAAGAAAUGCACAAGAUUUAGAUUCUUUGUUUAACACCCAAACAAGGCAAGAAGCUGGCACAUCAUCUGUUAGCCACAAUAGAAAAGAAAAGAAAGACUUCUGGUUUUCACAUAUCAAGCUUAAGGCAUUUCCACCAUCACAAUUUUAA
Messenger RNA from Saccostrea cuccullata (small rock oyster), 608 nucleotides. RefSeq lists its product as uncharacterized. Lineage: Eukaryota; Metazoa; Mollusca; Bivalvia; Ostreida; Ostreidae. The record is from RefSeq and is a predicted model, not a curated record. Gene Ontology annotation, cellular component: nucleus. The transcript has 6 exons. Bases 6 to 608 code for a protein of 200 amino acids.